UAAAAUCACUUCCGUGGAACCAAAAGUACUUUACUAAAUCGUUUAAAAUUUAAAAAUCAAACAUUCCUGGCCUAUCACGAGUAGUUUUUUUGCCCUUGAUUGGUGUAAGUCAUGUGUGAGCGCAGUUUUCGCCUAGAUGUGGUGGUUGAUGCUUUUAUGAAGGCGAGGCAAGAUGAAAGCAUUUGUCUGGAUGAGUACGUCCGAGGAUAUGAUGAGCUGUGUAUCUUCUUUGACUCCCUUGGAUCCGUGUUUGGAUUUAUAACCUCUGAUGUCAGRGAUAAAAUAGGAAUUCUUCAGCAUCACAGAACAAAUCAAAGUGGUGAUAAAUACGAAAAUGUGAAGUGCAUGUUUGAUUAUGAAGUUGAAAAUAAAUUGACAGAUGCCCAAACUAAACCUUUAUCCGGUUCACGAACAUUACUAAGGCUUCAUCGAGCUCUGGCUUUUACCAUGCUCUUCAUGAAGCGACUGAGUGAAUCUUGCGAGAACGACAGCUCAUCUACGUUAGCGUCUGAGUCGUAUAACGAAACACUGGCUAAGUAUCAUCCAUGGUUGAUCAGAAAGGCUGCUUUACUUGCGAUGUACACACUGGCUAGUGUUGGUGACAUGAUUAAGAAGGCAUCUCCAGCUGAUGUUGGCAAUGAAGAAGCAAAGAAACUGUUAAAAGAUGCAGUUGAUGCUAUUCGUCCUGUAUAUGAUGCUACAGAAGAACUAUAUACUUCCUAUGAUCUACAUGGUCUGCCAUAACAAGAGGGUCAUAUAAUAUACUCUCCUCACCCUCCCCACCCAUGGGUACUUGGGUCUUGACAUUUUUGAAGUUUUUCCCUUUUCUCUUUACUUUCAUUAUUAUGUAUUUAUAUCAGGUCUGGUUGGAAUAUUGUGAGUUGACGUUAGAAUAAAAUGGAAAAUUAUAUUUAGCUGAAUAAUUAUGGAGUCCUAUUUAUACAUCUUUUUACUCAUUUACUAGGAUAAUAGACCGAUCCCAGCUAUGCUUGUGUCCACCCAAACAAUGGAUAGUUUUCCCAAUAUGGAAUACAGAAUGUCUGACCUACGAACUUGAAUUCCUAAGAUUUUUUAAAUUAUUGAUUUUUCCUUAAUGUACCUUUAUAAUUAGAAUGCAGUGAUUCWRAGACAGACAUUAACAAUUUUCAACAGUGUCAGUUCCAUGCAGUAUAUUAGAAACAYAUUUUAGCUUGUAACUAGGGAGGUAGAACAAUGAUUGUGGUAUUGGUGUAUUAGCCACUAUUCUGGAUUGCAGGUCUUGGUAUAUCUGUCAAUCAAAUUUUUAGCUUCUUGUCAUUAUUUUGAUUGGCGGAUAUACCAAAUAACCAUGCAGAUUAAUUAGUAGGUAUGGAUUAUUCAAUACAAUAAACUUUUCAAUUACUAGAAA
This is a messenger RNA of Actinia tenebrosa (Australian red waratah sea anemone), 1387 nucleotides long. RefSeq names its product ceramide-1-phosphate transfer protein. Gene Ontology annotation, cellular component: cytoplasm; cytosol; membrane. Gene Ontology annotation, molecular function: ceramide 1-phosphate binding; ceramide 1-phosphate transfer activity. Lineage: Eukaryota; Metazoa; Cnidaria; Anthozoa; Actiniaria; Actiniidae. Gene Ontology annotation, biological process: intermembrane lipid transfer; ceramide transport. The record is from RefSeq and is a predicted model, not a curated record.